CAUGUUGACCCCGGCUGACCCCAUGCUGACCCCACGGUGACCCCAUGUUGACCUCGGCUGACCCCACGGUGACCCCAUGCUGACCCCAUGCUGACCCCGUGGUGACCCUGUGUUGACCCCGGCUGACCCCAUGGUGACCCCGCGGUGACCCCUGCCCCUCCUUGUGCUUAGCGUGAAGAACUUCAUCCUGGCUGCGGACGUGAUGAAGAGCAUCUCCCUGCUGCGCUACCAGGAGGAGAGCAAGACCCUGUCACUCGUCAGCAGGGACGCCAAGCCGCUGGAGGUGUACAGCGUGGACUUCAUGGUGGACAGCACCCAGCUGGGCUUCCUGGUGUCCGACCGCGACCGCAACCUCCUGGUGUACAUGUACCUGCCCGAGGGUGAGUGCGCGUCACCGUCACUGUCACCGUCACCGCGGAGGGGUGACACCGUGGGGGGGUGACAUUGUGGGGGGAUGACGUUGUGGAGGUGACAAUGGGGAGAGGUGACAUUGUGGGGGGGUGACAUUGUGGGGUGACAAUCUAGAGAGGUGAUACCGUGGGGGGGGUGACGUUGUGGAGGUGACAAUGUGGAGAGGUGACAUUGUGGGCGGUGACGUUGUGGAGGUGACAGUGUGGAGAGGUGGCACUGUGGGGGGUGACGUUGUGGAUGUGACAUUGUGGAGAGGUGACACCGUGGGGGGGUGACAUUGGGGGGGGUGACGUUGUGGAGGUGACAAUGGGGAGAGGUGACAUUGUGGGGGGUGACAUUGUGGAUGUGACCUUGUGGAGAGAGGUGACACCGUGGGGGGUGACAUUGUGGGGGGUGACGUUGUGGAGGUGACAAUGUGGAGAGGUGACACCGUGGGGGGGUGACGUUGUGGGGGGUGACAUUGUGGAGGUGACAAUGUGGGGAGGUGACACCGUGGUGGGUGACAUUGUGGAUGUGACAUUGUGGAGAGGUGACACCAUGGGGGGGUGACAUUGUGGAGGUGACAGUGUGGAGAGGUGACAUUGUGGGGGGUGACAUUGUGGAUGUGACAUUGUGGAGAGGUGACACCGUGGGGGGGUGACAUUGGGGGGGGUGACGUUGUGGAGGUGACAAUGUGGGGAGGUGACACCGUGGAGAGGUGACAUUGUGGAUGUGACAAUGUGGAGAGGUGACAAUGGAGAGAGGUGACAUUGUGGGGGGUGACGUUGUGGGGUGACAUUGUGGAGGUGACAAUGGAGAGAGGUGACACCGUGGUGGGUGACAUUGUGGAGGUGGCAGGUGACACCGUGGGGGGUGACAUUGUGGAGGUGACAAUGUGGAGAGGUGUCACCGUGGGGGGAUUACGUUGUGGGGGGUGACAUUGUGGAGGUGACAAUGGAGAGAGGUGACACCGUGGUGGGUGACAUUGUGGAGGUGGCAGAGAGGUGACACCGUGG
Numida meleagris (helmeted guineafowl) is the source of this 1406-nucleotide messenger RNA. Its product is annotated as cleavage and polyadenylation specificity factor subunit 1-like. Gene Ontology annotation, molecular function: nucleic acid binding; protein binding. The record is from RefSeq and is a predicted model, not a curated record. NCBI's taxonomy places the organism in Eukaryota, Metazoa, Chordata, Aves, Galliformes, Numididae. The transcript is spliced from 3 exons. The coding region runs from base 203 to 442 and encodes 79 amino acids. Gene Ontology annotation, cellular component: mRNA cleavage and polyadenylation specificity factor complex; nucleus.